AAUUGAAUGGUGGAUAAACAUAUACUUUAAACACACUACACAAACCACUUCAGCAAUAUGGAUUUGAAACCACUCAAACUUGAUUUACCCUCGACACCAAAAACAAUCCUGCCAUCUGGGCUUCGUUUGAAAGAAUUAAGUCAAAUGCCCAUUGGAUGUCCCCUGGAAAAUUGUCGUGAAUUGGUGUCCCCACUGGAUUUACUUGACCACCUGAGAGGUUAUCACCGUUUGCACACACCUGGUGAUUCAUAUUUUCACCUGGCCUUCGAGGCAGAACGCUGCCUCCUGACCUUUGAUCCCUCGCAACUGCCUUGCCGAAAAACCAUUUGUCUGGGCGUUCUUCUCUUUGGCGGUAAGCGUAAAGAUGUGGGUGCAUUACCCGGAAUUCGAGGAAUCUGCCGCCCCAAUCGUCUGCCACGGAAUAUUGGUUUAGAUCCGCUCCAUAAUUUCCUGCCCGUCAUGAUAUUGGUGAGAAAGUGCACCUUCCUCGAUUGGUCGUUGCUGGACAGGAACAAGAAGUCGGAUGAGGAUGUAGCUCCAACAUGGAAGCACCCCGAGUGGAGCGAUCCAGAAGGCAAAGGAUACCAGGAUAGGAAAAGACGUUAUAGGUCAAAGUGUAGGGGCAGAGCAGAAAACGGCGAACCCACAAGAUCCAGUAAAGAACCUAAAAGCGAUGAUCUACCCGAAAAAGUAGAGAGCUCGCAGCUCGAACAUCCUGAUAGCGCAGAGGAUCAUGAACUCACUGAUAUUGGAGAUUUGACAAUGUACGUUAUUUGGACCCAAGGUGCCCCCUGCAUCAGACCUCUCCACGUUUCCAUGACCGCUUUCGAUCGCGUCUUAUCGGAGGGUCGGAGUGCCCUGCGUCGGGUGGCCAAUACCGGCAGGGUUUAUCCAGAGAUCUGUGGCAAGGAGCUGCCCAAGGACCGAAACUGCAUGACGCUGAGCCAACGGGAAAUAGAUAGUCUAUGCGGCACAGGAUAUCAUGUCCAACUGGAAAUGAUCCUGUACGAGAACCCGCAAGAGCAAACUUGAUUUUUUUCAUUAUAUUUUGUAUUAAAAUGGGGGGAUAUAAAAUAUAAAAAAA
This is a messenger RNA of Drosophila subpulchrella, 1084 nucleotides long. RefSeq lists its product as uncharacterized. NCBI's taxonomy places the organism in Eukaryota, Metazoa, Arthropoda, Insecta, Diptera, Drosophilidae. The transcript has a single exon. The coding region runs from base 58 to 1032 and encodes 324 amino acids. The record is from RefSeq and is a predicted model, not a curated record.